UGGGUUUGACGUGCGAAUGUGUCUGUGAGUGUGUGCCCGGCGCAUGUGCACAAGGCCAUGCUAGCCGGGGAAAUAUUUUGAGCUGGAUAAAUUGUAUUAAAUCUGGGAUUUCCCGGGAGAUCUUGGACGUCGCUGACGGUGAGGGCAAAAUGUUGUGUCGGGCUGCACUACGUUGUCGGGGUCCCACCCAUGGGAGAUCCCUGUUUUCCCGUGUGCGGACCACAGUAUCUUCUCAUCUGAAAUAUGUUCCAGCUUCCGUCACCGCUCAACAACAUUCAAGGCAAUGGAGCAACAUUCCCUUUAUGACUAUGCCCCUCAUCCGCUCACAUGGAAAGCCAUUUGCCCACCGCAGCGAGCUGAAGCAUGCCAAGCGUAUUGUGGUAAAGCUUGGGAGCGCUGUGGUGACACGAGGAGACGAAUGUGGGUUAGCAUUAGGUCGGCUGGCAUCCAUCGUAGAGCAGGUGUCCGUACUGCAGAACCAAGGUCGGGAAAUGAUGAUUGUCACCAGCGGGGCCGUGGCAUUCGGGAAGCAGCGUCUCCGCCAUGAAAUCCUUUUGUCUCAGAGUGUGAGGCAGGCAUUGCAUUCUGGACAGAACCAGCUGAAAGACAUGCAAGUUCCAGUCUUGGAGGCACGAGCCUGUGCAGCAGCCGGUCAGAGCGGGCUUAUGGCACUCUACGAAGCUAUGUUUACACAGUACAGUAUAUGUGCAGCCCAGAUUUUGGUCACAAACCUGGAUUUCCACGACGAACAGAAAAGACGGAAUUUAAAUGGCACCUUACAUGAGCUGCUGCGGAUGAACAUCGUGCCCAUUAUUAAUACCAAUGAUGCGGUUGUUCCUCCUCCAGAGCCAAACAGUGAUCUGCAGGGGGUAAAUGUGAUCAGUAUCAAGGACAACGACAGCCUGGCAGCGCGACUAGCUGUCGAAAUGAAGGCGGAUUUAAUCAUCGUCCUGUCUGAUGUGGAAGGACUUUUUGACAGCCCUCCUGGGUCAGAUGAUGCCAAACUUAUCGACAUUUUCUAUCCGGGAGACCAACAGUCGGUGACGUUUGGGACCAAAUCGCGAGUCGGUAUGGGAGGAAUGGAGGCCAAGGUGAAGGCUGCACUGUGGGCCCUUCAGGGGGGCACCUCUGUUGUGAUUGCCAAUGGAACUCAUCCAAAAAUAUCUGGCCAUGUAAUUACAGAUAUUGUUGAAGGAAAAAAAGUUGGCACAUUCUUUUCCGAAGUAAAACCCGCUGGGCCCACUGUGGAGCAACAGGCUGAAAUGGCCCGGGCAGGAGGAAGGAACCUGGCAACACUGAAGCCAGAGCAGAGAGCAGAAGUAAUUUACCAGCUGGCUGAUUUACUGACGGAUCACAGAGACGAGAUCCUUGCUGCAAACCGGAAGGAUAUGGAAGAAGCAGAGGACAAAGGAAGACUUGCACCUCCGCUAUUGAAGAGAUUAAGCCUUUCAACAGCAAAACUGAACAGCUUAGCCAUAGGACUUAGACAGAUAGCAGCCUCCUCCCAGGACAGCGUGGGACGUGUCAUACGUAAAACACGAAUCGCCAAGGAAUUGGAACUGGAACAAGUUACUGUUCCAAUAGGAGUCCUGCUUGUUAUUUUUGAGUCUCGGCCAGACUGCCUUCCUCAGGUUUCUGCAUUGGCUAUAGCCAGUGGCAACGGUUUGUUGUUGAAAGGAGGAAAAGAGGCUGCUAACAGCAACCAGACCCUGUACCGGCUUACCCAAGAGGCACUGGCUAUUCAUGGAGUUAAGGAUGCCAUCCAGCUGGUGAACACUAGGGAAGAGGUGGAGGAUCUGUGCCGCUUGAACAAGCUGAUAGAUUUGAUCAUCCCGCGGGGCUCCUCUCAGCUGGUCAGGGAUAUCCAGAAAGCGGCUAAAGGAAUACCUGUCAUGGGCCACAGUGAGGGCAUAUGCCACGUCUAUGUGGAUAGUGAGGCCAGUGUGGAGAAAGUCACAAGGAUUGUUCGAGAUUCAAAGUGUGAAUACCCCGCUGCCUGCAAUGCUAUGGAGACUCUGCUCAUCCACCGGGAUGUACUGAGGACACCGCUGUUUGACCAAAUCAUUGACAUGCUGAGAGUGGAACAGGUGAAAAUCCACGCUGGCCCAAAGUUUGCCUCCUACUUGACCUUUAGCCCCUCCGAAGUAAAAUCCCUGCGCACGGAAUAUGGAGAUCUGGAGUGUUGUAUUGAAGUGGUGGACGGCGUUCAGGAUGCGAUUGAGCAUAUCCACAAAUAUGGCAGCUCUCACACAGAUGUGAUUGUUACUGAGAAUGAAGCAACAGCAGAAUAUUUCCUUCAGCAUGUAGACAGUGCUUGUGUAUUCUGGAAUACCAGCACCAGAUUUUCAGAUGGUUACCGCUUUGGACUAGGAGCAGAAGUUGGCAUCAGCACAGCCAGGAUCCAUGCCCGGGGGCCGGUGGGAAUAGAAGGACUUCUUACAACCAAGUGGUUACUGCGUGGAGAGAAUCAUGUGGUCUCCGACUUCUCCGAGCACGGAAGUAUGAAGUAUCUACAUGAGAGCGUUCCCAUACCACAGAGGACCAGCAGCUAGAAAACCAGACUGACCUCUGCCAGUACAGACCUCAUCUAGUGUCAGGGAUUAUAAAGCAGUCGCUAUGCUAAAAUAGGCAAUGGCUGUGUGCUCCUAUGUGAGAUUAAGAAACUAUGCACCUUAAUAAAAUAAAAGAACCCCCCCCCCUCCCAGUACCGCUGUGCUCCCGCUGGUGACUGCCUUUGGUCACAGUAAUGGUCUUGGUCAGUGACUAGCACUUGUCAUACUGUUCUUACAGGGCUCACAGAUUAGAGCUCCUGCUGACUAGUUUUUAAUAUUAGGAAUGAAAUCCCAUAGAGAUUUGAAAAUUCUUUUAAAUGUUUUAGAGCCAACGCGGUUCUUAAUUGAAAUGCAUUUAUUCUAACGGAGAUCUGUUUAUAGAGACAGGUUAAGAUAUUCCCGAUGGUCCAAAUAAAAGGACAGGCCAGUGUUAGCAACUCUAAAGCUUAGGUCCCUUUUGCAGUGCUUAAUGGACUAGAAUUAUCAGGGAAUCUGAAAAUACCAUUUCAUUGUUUUCAAUUCUUAAAAUAUUUUUGGUACUUUUUUUUUUUCUUAAUAGAAAUUUCUAACUUUGUACAGUUGGUUCUUUGUGACCGAACGGUUAAGAAAUGGAAUUGGGAAAUGUUUUAUUCCACUCAAUAAAUUUUUGUCUAG
Molecule: messenger RNA, 3206 nt
Organism: Hyla sarda
Lineage: Eukaryota; Metazoa; Chordata; Amphibia; Anura; Hylidae
Gene: ALDH18A1
Product: aldehyde dehydrogenase 18 family member A1
Exons: 18
Coding region: 150-2552 (800 amino acids)
Cellular component (GO): mitochondrion; cytoplasm
Molecular function (GO): ATP binding; glutamate-5-semialdehyde dehydrogenase (NADP+) activity; glutamate 5-kinase activity
Source: RefSeq, a predicted model, not a curated record